This is a messenger RNA of Choloepus didactylus (southern two-toed sloth), 2531 nucleotides long. RefSeq names its product 2',3'-cyclic nucleotide 3' phosphodiesterase (gene CNP). The transcript has 4 exons. Lineage: Eukaryota; Metazoa; Chordata; Mammalia; Pilosa; Megalonychidae. Gene Ontology annotation, cellular component: cytoplasm; membrane. Bases 209 to 1411 code for a protein of 400 amino acids. Gene Ontology annotation, molecular function: 2',3'-cyclic-nucleotide 3'-phosphodiesterase activity. The record is from RefSeq and is a predicted model, not a curated record. Gene Ontology annotation, biological process: cyclic nucleotide catabolic process.
CUCCCCUGCUUGCACCUCCAAUACAUUUUUCUUCUAGAGGUGGCAGCAGGAUGAGUGAACCUUGAGGCUGCAGCUCUAACCAGAGAAAAGUGAGAGUUUAGGAAAGCUGGGGGACAAGCUUCCCACCGAUCUCCAGUCCCAGAGCAGACAGAGUAGAGGCUUCUCCCGAAAGAGCCACACGUUCCUGCCCAAAAUCUUCAUCCGCAAAAUGUCAUCCUCAGGAGCCAAGGACAAGCCUGAACUGCAGUUUCCCUUCCUGCAGGACGAGGAGACGGUGGCCACACUGCAAGAAUGCAAGACGCUCUUCAUCCUGCGUGGCCUGCCAGGAAGUGGCAAGACCACACUGGCACAGGUCAUCGUGGACAGGUACCGGGACAGCACUAAGAUGGUGUCUGCCGACACUUACAAGAUUACCCCUGGCGCUCGUGGGGCUUUUUCCGAGGAGUACAAGCAGCUGGACGAGGACCUGGCUGCCUGCUGCCGCCGGGAUGUCAGAGUUCUUGUGUUAGAUGACACCAACCAUGAGCGGGAGCGGCUGGAGCAGCUCUUUGAAAUGGCUGACCAGUUCCAGUACCAGGUGGUGCUGGUGGAGCCCAAGACAGCAUGGCGGCUGGACUGUGCCCAGCUCAAGGAGAAGAACCAGUGGCAGCUGUCAGCUGAUGAGCUGAAGAAGCUGAAGCCUGGGCUGGAGAAGGACUUCCUGCCACUCUACUUCGGCUGGUUCCUGACCAAGAAGAGUUCUGAGAACCUCCGCAAAGCUGGCCUGACCUUCCUGGAUGAGCUGGGGAACCACAAGGCCUUCAAGAAGGAGCUUCGACACUUUGUCUCUGGGGAUGAGCCCAGGGAGAAGAUUGAACUGGUCACUUACUUUGGGAGGAAACCCCCAGGCGUCCUGCACUGCACAACCAAAUUUUGCGACUAUGGGAAGGCCGCCGGGGCAGAUGAGUAUGCCCAGCAGGAUGUGGUGAAGAAAUCUUAUUGCAAGGCCUUCACGCUGACCAUCUCUGCCCUCUUUGUGACACCCAAGACGACUGGAGCCCGGGUGGAUUUGAGCGAUCAGGAGCUGCUUUUGUGGCCAAAUGAUGUGGACAAGCUGUCACCCUCUGACAGCCUGCCCCUGGGGAGCCGUGCUCACAUCACCCUAGGCUGUGCAAGUGAUGUGGAGGCUGUGCAGACCGGCAUUGACCUCCUAGAGAUUGUGCGGCAGGAGAGGGCGGGCAACCCAGGUGAGGAGGUGGGUGAGCUAAACCGGGGCAAGCUCUAUUCCUUGGGCAAUGGGCGCUGGAUGCUGAGCCUGGCCAAGAAGAUGGAGGUGAGGGCCAUCUUCACGGGGUACUACGGGAAGGGCAAACCUGUCCCCACACAGAGCAGCCGGAAGGGGGGUGCCUUUCAGUCCUGCACCAUCAUUUGAAUGUUCUUCUUACCACCAGUACCGCCCCUCACUCUUUAGAAGGGAGGGGGACGGGAGCAGAGGGAGACAUGCCUUUUGUACCAUCUUUGUUUUUAAAGUUGUUUUUUUUUCCUUUUUUCUCAAAGUUAACCUACCUGUAACUUUUUAGAAACUUGUAAAAUGACUGUCCUUUUCUUCCUGCCCACCCUCUUUUCCUCUAACACUCAAGUUCUCAACACAGGGGAGGUGGGUAGGCACCAUCCAGGAACCUGGACCAAAACUGACAGGGCUGGGCCAGGCAGAGCUGGGCCUGGAGCCGCAGCCAGAACCUGCUUCCACUUACUGGUUAGCUCAGCCCACACCCCCACAUACACUGCUUUGCCUACAGAUGGGCUAGUGGAGCGAGACCUCACAGCUACAGGUACCUUGCUGACUGGUGGCAAAGGGCAGUGGGAUUGGAGUGGUAACCACAGCCAUGGAAAAUCAGUGUUGGAUUUGAUGGGGAGGAUCCUUGGGCUUUGAUCCCAUUUCUUAAUCAUUACAGUUCCAGGAAAGCUGGGGCUCUUUACAAGGGUAGAAAAAGGGGUUUACCUCCCACCUUUCGUCCUAGGUCCCUGUCCCCUCCUCCUUCACCCCUUAACUAGGUAACAGUUGGAUAACUAGGAAAGAAAACAAAAUAAUAAGCAACAGCCACAUCUCAGGCUGGCUUCUGAUCUCACCCCUGAAAGGGGACAGGCUCUACUGUGUGGAUGGGGAUAUUGAAGCCAGAGACAGUACAUAGGGGGAAGCUCCUGUUUUGUUGUUUGUCCAGACCAUCUUGCCUCUAUGGUGCCUCUGGAGGCCUCUGGGCCUUCUCUAAAGGGGGGGGGGGGGGGGGUCAGUGGGCACUAAGAGCCAAUGGGUGGACUUCUGGCUGUUAAGGGCGAAGUCCACGUGUUGCCUCUGUGAAGGGGUUUUUAGCACUCUGACAUGUGCUGUGGUUCUUGGGGUGCCUUCUGCUGCCUUCUGCUCAGUAACAGAGCCUCACUAACACCAAGUUGUUACUCAACAAAAAUGCUUGGGAUUUAAGUUACCGUCCUGGCUUUGUCCAACUUUGCCAACUUGUAAGACUGGUAGAUGAAAUAAAUCGUGUUAAUCCUAA